AUGGCAGCACAGAACGGUCUUGGCGGUCAACGACGGGAGGUGGCGGCGAAGCAGCAGCAAUGUGCGGGCACUGGCAGCGGCAUCCGCGAGCAGAGGCACAACGCUGGUCGUGGGCACCGGCAGCGAAACAGGACGACGAAGCAGCAAAUGCAGCGAGGCAGCGGUGCGGUGGUGAGCUCGCAGGACGAGGACGACGACGAGCUUGGCUCAUCCGGAGGUAGGGACGAGGCCCUGCCGGCAGGCAGGAGGCUCAGAGGAGGGAUGCGAGGUCGAGGAGGAGGCCUCGGGCAUGGAACGCGGGCAACUGCUACGGGCGCCAUGGCCAUGGCCGUGGUCGGUGGAGGAAGGCAAGGCGGCAUGGCGGCCAAGGGGCAGCGCUCGGCGGUGUUCGAGGGAGGAGCUGGCGAUGGGGGGUUGCGUGGGAUCGGGAGGAAGGGGUCGAGGGGGCUCGCGACAUAA
Molecule: messenger RNA, 459 nt
Organism: Triticum turgidum subsp. durum (durum wheat)
Lineage: Eukaryota; Viridiplantae; Streptophyta; Magnoliopsida; Poales; Poaceae
Source: the annotation of a GenBank genome assembly